Messenger RNA from Cucurbita maxima (winter squash), 694 nucleotides. RefSeq lists its product as uncharacterized. Bases 53 to 286 code for a protein of 77 amino acids. The transcript has 4 exons. The record is from RefSeq and is a predicted model, not a curated record. Lineage: Eukaryota; Viridiplantae; Streptophyta; Magnoliopsida; Cucurbitales; Cucurbitaceae.
GAAAAUACCCAUUCGAGAUUUCGAGGGAAAACCUGCAACUGCAAGCAAAGCGAUGGGGCAAUGCGUGAGUUGUCUGGACGAAGACCAAAAGCAACAGAGAAAAGAGGAAGAAAGAUUGGCCUCCGUUGAAGCUCGGUCCAAAGCUGCCGAAGCAGCUCAGAGAAGGCAAGAAGAAUUUGAAAAAUCUGCUGCAGGAAGAGCUGCACGUGCUCAGAUGGCAGCAAAUGCAAAGCAAUCUGCUAACGCUAACAAGGGAGAACCAGUUCUUAAGUGGAGUAUGGGCUGAGGCAGUAAUCUAUGGGCCAGCUUCAUUUCUUCUUUUUUUCUUGCAAGCCUCAAUUGUGCAGUGUUAAUAACUGGAAAAGAUUGUAUAUAUAUCCGCCUUCCUGGGAUCCUCUUAUACCCCAAGCAACUUGUCUUUAUACUCCUAGUCCCCCAAGACAGAAGUUAUUGGAUGAAACUGCGGUCUUGUAUUUGUUUAUUCAUGAAUCAAGGAACGCAAUAAGUGUGUGAACUUAGAUUCUUUGACACUUUACUCUCAUGUAAAUUUUACUUAACUUCUUAUGUCUCUAUAUGCAAUUACUGUAAAGAAACUCAUGUUUUGCUCUCUUGGCAAGAAUUUGACUCUGAUGAUAUCAUUAACGUAUAAGAAAAUUGGUAAAAAAGCAAUUAUAGAACAGUUUCUGAUUAUUUA